Messenger RNA from Schistocerca piceifrons (Central American locust), 5390 nucleotides. It is a transcript of the gene Rdl, whose product is annotated as gamma-aminobutyric acid receptor subunit beta. The record is from RefSeq and is a predicted model, not a curated record. The transcript is spliced from 9 exons. Lineage: Eukaryota; Metazoa; Arthropoda; Insecta; Orthoptera; Acrididae. The coding region runs from base 36 to 1457 and encodes 473 amino acids. Gene Ontology annotation, molecular function: chloride channel activity; GABA-A receptor activity; extracellular ligand-gated monoatomic ion channel activity. Gene Ontology annotation, cellular component: membrane; neuron projection; synapse. Gene Ontology annotation, biological process: chloride transmembrane transport; regulation of membrane potential; chemical synaptic transmission.
CCUGCGCAGCCUCUCCCUGCGCUCGGGCUGACACCAUGGCGCGGCUGCUGCUGCCGCUGCUGCUGCUGCAGCUCGCCUGCCUCCUGCUCCCCGGCUCCAGAGCCGCAACCCCGGGCGGGAGCAUGCUGGGAGAUGUGAACAUCUCGGCAAUCCUCGACUCCUUUAGCGUCAGUUACGACAAAAGAGUAAGACCGAAUUAUGGAGGUCCUCCGGUUGAGGUCGGGGUCACCAUGUACGUGCUGAGUAUCAGCUCGCUCUCUGAAGUAAAAAUGGACUUCACUCUCGACUUCUACUUCCGGCAAUUCUGGACGGACCCACGCCUCGCCUUCCGCAAGCGGCCGGGGGUCGAGACGCUGUCCGUCGGCUCGGAGUUCAUCAAGAACAUCUGGGUGCCCGACACCUUCUUCGUCAACGAGAAGCAGUCCUACUUCCACGUCGCCACCACCAGCAACGAGUUCAUCCGCAUCCACUACUCCGGCAGCAUCACGCGCAGCAUACGCUUGACCAUUACUGCGUCGUGUCCCAUGAACCUGCAGUAUUUUCCCAUGGACAGGCAACUGUGUCAUAUUGAAAUCGAGAGUUUUGGGUAUACAAUGAGGGACAUCCGCUAUAAAUGGAACGAGGGGCCAAACUCUGUGGGCGUCUCGAAUGAGGUGUCCUUGCCGCAAUUCAAAGUAUUGGGACAUCGCCAGAGGGCUAUGGAAAUUAGUCUCACCACAGGAAACUACUCGCGGCUGGCGUGCGAGAUCCAGUUCGUGCGCUCCAUGGGCUACUACCUCAUCCAGAUCUACAUCCCGUCGGGGCUGAUCGUCAUCAUCUCGUGGGUGAGCUUCUGGCUCAACCGCAACGCGACGCCGGCGCGCGUGGCGCUGGGCGUCACCACCGUGCUCACCAUGACGACGCUCAUGUCGUCCACCAACGCGGCGCUGCCCAAGAUCUCCUACGUCAAGUCCAUCGACGUCUACCUGGGCACCUGCUUCGUCAUGGUCUUCGCGUCGCUUCUCGAGUACGCGACCGUGGGCUACAUGGCGAAGCGCAUCCAGAUGCGCAAGAACCGCUUCCUGGCCAUCCAGAAGAUGGCCGAGCAGAAGAAGGCCGGCCUCGAGGCUCCGCACGCGCCGCCGCCCGGCCCGCCCCCGGAGGGCGACCACGCGCCCAAGCAAACAGAGGUGCGUUUCAAGGUUCACGAUCCGAAGGCCCACUCGAAGGGCGGCACUCUGGAGAACACGGUGAACGGGCGCGCCGACGAGGAAGCGGGCGGUCCGGCGCCGCAGCACCUCAUCCACCCCACCAAGGAUAUCAACAAGCUGUACGGCAUCACGCCCAGCGACAUCGACAAGUACUCGCGCAUCGUUUUUCCCGUCUGCUUCGUGUGCUUCAACCUCAUGUACUGGAUCAUCUACCUGCACAUCAGCGACGUCGUCGCGGACGACCUCGUGCUGCUCGAGGAGGACUGAGCGUCCACCAUUUCUUUGCCUGUUUUCCCUCUCCUCAUCAUCACACCUUUCUGUUUCUAUUUCUUUUUUUACAUUCCUCACUGAUUGUAAAGUUUCUACGAACUAGAGGGGCGUGUAUUUCGCUCCGUCGAGCGUGCUGCGUACAAUAGCGAGAAAUGGCAAGUGGCGACUAAAAAAAAAUUUUUUUUUGUUUACUCAGGAGUGGGAUAAGGAUCGAAUUACGGACUCUUCUGUGCAACCGUGUGUAUGAUUUCCGCCGUACACUACACGUACGCCAACACUCCCACAGCCUAUCAGUUCACGCACAGCCUGUUACAUCUUCUCGACACUGUACUGUAGCCACAUGUGCUGUUAUUCUAAAUAAUAAUAAUAUUAUUAUUAUAAUAAUAAUGAUGAUAAAGAAAUGAUAUAUUCACACGUACUGUAGGUAUGUAACUGCGAUAGCGGUGCUAAGAAUGUGUGGACACGUCAGUAUUCGUGGUUGUGAAUGACAAAGUGUGGUGAUAGGAAUGUGGAAAGAACAUUAGUACUUCUGUAAUGUAGAGUGAAUACAAAUAUUCUAACGAACUCUUUAAAUCAGUAAAGAAAUGUUGAUGUAUUCUUCUAGUUACUUACGGAUGCCUGGAAGCGAGAAAGGGAUGUAAUGAGCAGCAGGAGAUACUUUGUAUUGAAAACUGAACCUCGUGUGUGAAGUUCGCCAUUCUAAAAUCUGAUGUAGUAAAAUGGUAGUUGUAAUCCAGAUGAUAAACUGAACACAGGAUUCAUUAAUUUUUUAAAAUGAGUUAAUACAAGUGUAUCGUAAGAGAAGAGCUCCCGUAGCCUUCCCGACCCAACCUUCUCCUUUUUCUAUGAGAAUUGUUAUCGUGUUCCACAUCAGCCCUUCCACUCUCACGCGAGACAUCUGUGUUCGACUGCUUGACACUGUGCUUUCGAAAUUGUAAAGCGUUAUCACUGAAUGUUGUUUUCUCUGUGGCACACUAAAAUAAUCAGACUGGUUCUGAUAUAUAUUUCUGUUACUAUGUAAUGAUAAAUUAAGUAUUAUAAACCUGUUGAUAUGUUACAAUCAAAUGUGUUAAAUUUGUUGGUAAAAAUUUUAAAGUGAGUGUUUUAAUAUGCAUGACAGGCAGGAGGUGUCGAAGUUCAAAGCUGUAGUGGCAUUGUUCCAAAGACGUGAAGAAAUGUUUACAUCAGAUAAGUGUAACAUUCUUCUUCAAUUAGUUGAUUAAAGACCUGCAGACCACUUCUCUUAAUUGUUGGGACAUAAUAACUGGUACUUGAGGAUAUUCAUAGUAUUUAUUCUUGAUAUUUAGGCUUUUUAAAGAAAUGUUUGUAAACUGGAGUAGGUCAUUGCUGUCAGUCAGUGAAAUUUUAGCAAGUGUUUAGUGCUAAUGGUCCUACACUGUGGACAGUCCGUACUUCCAUACACAUCGUACUGAUUCAUCACAAUGAAAACAGAAAGCACACACCACCUGUAAAUAUACAUAUAAGCCAGUGCAAAUGCACAUAAAGUAAUGAAGAGGAAGCUCUCUUUGCCAAAUUACCAUCACUGAUUCGUCAUUUAAUCACUCUUGCCUGUCUAUCAUAUUAUUUUUAUUGGUUAAUAUUUGUAUGUAAAUGUUGAAAAUGAAUUUAUUUCAUGUUAACUAAUUGCAAACACAAACAGUUUAAUUCCUGGGCCCACUAGACCUUGAGAUAAGUAGCUUUUCCCUAUUACCUGACCCAGAUCACUGAGUAAAAAUACUUUUAUACAAAAAGGAGAUUAAAAAUAAUCUGAUCAGAUGUAAAAAGUACACUAAUAUAUAUUUUAGUCUGUAAGGAAUGCGAAAAUUCAUUAAAUGAUAGUUCUCAAGUCUCAUUCAAAACUGAAGAAACUGGCACAGAUAUAUAUUUAAAACAUGAACACAUAGUUUGAGUGAGUGAAUGGAUUUUUCAUAAAAUUUUCAUUCAAUUAUUGCAAAUAAUCUGAGAAGUUCGGACAUACGUGGUGGUUUUAACAUUGCUUUACUGAACGAAAUGGUUAUUAAAAUUAAAUUGCAAUUUUUCAUCAAACAGCAUUUUCAAUGCUACACUAAUAACAGCCUUACUUAAACACAAUCGUUAGCACUUAUGUACAGUUCUGCAAAUUAAUUUCAUUUUAUGCAUUCUACUGAAAGCACAAAUAUUUAUUAAUUGAUGCCAUGAUGUAAAGUGAAAGGUUUGUGCACUUUAAUCUUAGGAUAUAAUAUCCUCACAACACAUAACUGCCAUUUUAUAACACACAAAAUAUAAAUGAGAAACAAAUACCAGUUUUAAAUAAUUCAGUUAAUAAAAUAUUACAGUAAUAAUUUUAAAACAUAAAUAUGAUUUGUCAAUUUGAUAAAUGGGUGCAAAACUCCAAGUAUAAAAUGUGGCAAUGGUCAAAAUUGAAAAAAAAAAACAUGCACUUUUUGGCUUAUUUCUUUCUCUUAAUAUUAACUCACAUUGCCAUUAGAAAAGGAAGUCUUAGACAAUGAGUGACUGUUAAUGGAAGAAUGAAAAGCAAUAUUCAUUGUUACACUCACAAUGCCCUCAUGAAUAUUUAGUUUACAUAGACAAUGAGUCAAUGGACAGCAAUCACUAAAAUUUACAACAAAGUAUGUGCUGACCAAUUGCAUAGUUUUAGUUUCAAAUCAAUUAUAUUUAUAACAUAUAUAAAAAGGAUUAGCACCUGACAUAUUUUUGGAACUUCAUCUCACUUAUUACCAAUAAAAUAUCUGGGUCAACAUUUUUUAAAUUAAUUUUAAAAUUUACACUUCUGUUUAACAGCAACACUUUUUAGUCAUAAAACAAAUAUGUUUCACACUAAUGUAUCGGAAAAUGCACAUAAAAUAUGUUUCAUAACAUUAUUUUUUCAGUUUUAUUUUGUUAAAAAAAUGCUCACCUCAAAGAAAAAAGUACAGAAUAAGUACAGUUAGGACAUAAUGCUGUAGGAUGUUCUAGGCAACAACAGGACAAAAAGUGAGGCUGGUCUGAUCUUUGAAGAUUUUCUACAAGUUGACAUUUACUAAUUUUACAGGUCUUCAUCAUUUAUGAUUUAUUAUGUUAAAGUAAAGUUAAAUUCAACAUCAAUUUGUGACACUCAGUAAUUAAUGAACUUUUCUUUUAAGAAAAUUUCACUCGUGGCACCUGUAGCAAACCUUCUGUGAUGCGUGCUAGUGACACAGACUGUACAUAAAAAAAGAGUAUUCAUUUUAAAAUGUUUAUGUGUGUAUGAAGAUUAAUUCAAUGGUCAAAGGCCACAGUUAUAUUGCUCAAUCAUUCCAAAAAUAAAAAUUAAUUAUUAUAAACACUGUUCUCUCUUAACUGUAGACAAACAUGAAAAGUGCUGCUAUAAGCAAUACACUGGCAUCAAGGCCAAUUAUUUAUAGCUUGUAUGUGUAUGGAGAUACAAACACCUUUGGUUCAAAAAAGAUCAUUAAAUCACCUAGCCACAUACCAAAGAUCUAGCACUCCUGCUUUUGGAGCACUUUAUACUAUUGUUCCUCAUUAGAAAAUUCUUAUUGCAGUAAAGACCCAUCAAAACAUAAGAAGGUUCAUGUCAAUAUCUGCAGCAUAUAGGCUACACGUUAAUUCUAAAGGACUUACAAAUGGAACCUCCUAUGUUUACACAGGAGAGAAUAUUGUUAUACACUGAGAAAGCUUUUAGAACUAAUUUCCUGUAGAUAUCAGUGCUUGUAUGUGGAGAUUAAUUAAGAAACAAGUGUUGUGUUUAUAAAAAAGUGCAGAAAAAUAUGUAAAGUAAAACUGUUUUGAAUAAGUGCAGUAUAUUUUGUGCGAAUUCAAUUUGAGCAUGUAGAUUGCUCACUAACUGAAUAUUCUAAAGAAACAAGAGGAGAUGAUCAUGAUGUGUAGAAAACUUCAUAUGAAUAUUUGUUCGUCAUUUUUAUUUCAAUAAAAGCUAACAAUGAGAACACA